Molecule: messenger RNA, 1680 nt
Organism: Scleropages formosus (Asian bonytongue)
Lineage: Eukaryota; Metazoa; Chordata; Actinopteri; Osteoglossiformes; Osteoglossidae
Gene: apoda.1
Product: apolipoprotein Da, duplicate 1
Exons: 6
Coding region: 117-695 (192 amino acids)
Biological process (GO): lipid metabolic process; response to reactive oxygen species; lipid transport
Cellular component (GO): cytoplasm
Molecular function (GO): lipid binding
Source: RefSeq, a predicted model, not a curated record
AGGCAAUCCACAGAAGACUACUGAGAGAGACAUCAGAGGUGAAAUUUUCUAGUCCUAAGGCAGAAUAUAUGAGAAAAGCCAUAUUUCCUAAACUGAGUUCUGCAUGUUCCAGGUAAAUGUCACCCACACAAAAAAUGAAGACCUCUUUCGCCUACCUGUUGCCAUUGAUUCUGCCUAUGGUCAGUGCCCAGGUAGCACACUGGGGGCCUUGUCCGGAACCAGCUGUUCAACAGAGCUUCAACCUGCAGAAGUAUCUUGGAAAGUGGUAUGAAAUUGCCAAACUGCCGGCCCAGUUUGAAAAAGGAAGCUGCAUUGAAGCCAACUACUCAAUACGGGCUGAUGGAACCAUCAAAGUGUACAACUCGGAAAUACUAAAAGGAAAGUUGCGAUCAAUCGAAGGGACAGCAGUGGUGCAGGAUAUCAAUGAACCUGCUAAACUGGCUGUCAGCUUCUCCUAUGUCACGCCGUACACUCCAUACUGGGUCCUGUCCACGGACUACGAGCACUCUGCACUGGUCUAUUCCUGCACUGAUGUCUUGAGGUUGUUCCACUUUGACUUUGCCUGGAUCUUGAGCCGCAUGCGCUCCCUACCACCUGAGACCAUCCAAAAGGCUAAAGACCUUUUCACCAACAGCAGCAUUGAUAUCAGCAAGAUGAUCAUGACCCAGCAGCAAGGCUGUGACCUAGAACUUUGAUUGACCAGAGUGGUAGUGGUCAGUUUCAGUGUGUUGUGGGUCAUAGAUACAAGUGCAACCGCAGAAUUUGUUGUCUUCACUGGAGAGUACCAGCAAUGUGACAGAUGUAUAAAAACACAUGAUGCUUAAAUACAAUUUAUCAUUUGAGUUAUAGCAAUACUUUAACUGCCUUUUUCAAAUCUUUUUCUAAACCUUAAAUCAAUAUAUACUAAAGUAACACACAGUGAACUUUUAAAACCUCCUAAACAGUUCAACAGAUAAUGAGAUAAUUAAUUAAUUUCAGCAAGUUAAAUCACAUGAUCCUCAACUAAUUGUUCUUACCAUUACUGCAUUUAUCUUUUGUAGUCUACUGCCCCACGGUGGAAAUAGUGGAAAAAAGGAAAUGAUGAAGACUUGCGCUAUAACUAUGAAACUUGCUAGUUCUUUUCCAGAAUAACAUUGAACCCUGAUUGUAUUAUGGGCCUUUAAAUGCCCAUAAUGCUUGGUCAGUCCCAAUUUUAUCAGCAGAAGUGCUAAUCCAAAGGCAGCAAACUGCAGUGGCAGAUAAACUACAGGGAUGAAACAAUAUACAUGCAUUAUACUGUAUAUUAGAAGUUCCCUACACUUACUUACCUGACAAAGUUUUGCAGAUAUAUUUCUUUGAUGCAACUCUGGUUUCAGUACAACUUUCUCCUGUGUAUCUAUAAUGUUAGUGAUUUGUCACAAUGUAAGAUGUGUAAAAUGCAUCUAAUGUAAUAAUUUAUCCACACCUCUAAAUGAUGUUCAUGUUUCAUUAGAUGACUUUUCUUAAAUUGAAAAUGGAGUCUCAUCCUAACGGCAACAUUCUUGUGAGUGUAAAUACAGUAAUGAGUACUUCAUAAGAAAGGUACAUGUUCUAUUCAAAAGAGUGGUUCAGAAUGAUGUGGAAGUGAUAUAAUUAACACAACAGCAACAAAUGGUCAAAUCGUGAAAUAUGUUUUUUCAAUACCUUAAGAACAAAAAAUAA